CCUCUCGGUCGGCGUCGGCGUAUUUUACCGAUGGUUUCGUUUUCGUCAUCGCAUCUCCUUUUUGUCCCAGCGAAGCUUGCGCGGAAAUUUCUCUUCUUGUUGGCCCCGCGGUUUCUUGGCUUUCACGAAUUGCGAUUUUUAUUAUUAUUUUUCUCUUGUCGCGGGGUGGCACAGUGGUACCGCUAUUUUAACCUUCGUUGGCAACAAGUUGGUCCUUCCCAGCUCCGGCGCAGUGUUCCGGAGAGGUGCAAGGUUUGUAUGGCCUUCUAGUUUUGUUUUCUUUGUAGUGAGCCCACCCGUGGUUUGCAGGAUUCGUUUGCCCCUGGAGAGCUUGCAAGAUCGUUCAGUUCUUAGCUCAAUCCGUGUCGUUGGGGAACCGUUCUGAGUGAGAUCUUUAGUGGUGUCUGGGCCUAUGUGGGAGGCACAUUUGCUGGGAAUUAGGGCAAUCGACUUUUAAGUACAUUUGGUGUACGGCUGUUUGAUUAUUACUGAGAUUCAGUCAUUCGGCUGGAUGAGAGUUGUUGCUGGAGACUUACGAGUGUAGCACUGUUGUCGGCUUGUGAUUAAAUAGCAUCACUUCACAUACAGCACUGGAUAAUGGAUCGUAGGGAUACUUCAGGGUUUGUUAGUGGAGGGUGCAAAAAUAAUGAAGCCUACUGAUUUCUGUAGAUCUUCUAAAUUGGUAGCUUUGUUGACAAUUAUUUAACCCAGAAGUGAGGCCAGCUGGUACUUCCCAUAAAGCUUGGUUACUCUAGGAGCAAUGGAUCCCAGGCACGGGCGUUCAGCAUUCACUAUAAGUUUCUCAAAUCCAAAUGGCUUUGCGUAUCAGUGCACUCCCAUUCCAGCCGUCAGUUAUCCAGCAACUGGUUCUAGCCAGCUUGAUGUGCUAGCUCCUAGAGGUUGCAAGAGAAAGUGGACUGAGUUGGCCCUAGGUCUGGGUGACUCAUCAAGCUCAGACAGCAGCAAGAGGAGCAUGGGUACUGGCUGCACUGUAUCUUCUGCCAAGGGAAGCGAUGACGUCUCAUGUAUGGACUACGACAUAGGUUUUGAGCUAUCUCUCGGCAAUGAAGGUACUUCGAGGCUGUGUAAACAGGCCUGUGACUCUACAAGGACCAUGGAGAAGCCUGGGUUGGAUCUUAAGUUAUCUUUGGCUCCAUCUCAAUCUGAUGUAACUGAUGCAGAUGUAAUUAGAAGCAGUGCACCUCAGGACAUGUUUGUGCAUCAUCAGUACUUAAUGUCGUCAGCGCCAACAGUUGAUGAAGGAUCUACAUCCGCUCGACGCUUAUCUGGAGGCAUGGUGGGUUCGUUUCUUAACCAGGAUGGGAUUUCUCUGGACCAAGCGCUCCCGGUUAACCCUAAUCAGGUUCAAGUCCCAGCUCCUUCAGCACCAAAAAGUUCAGCUGCCUCUUCUUCUGGGUUUGUCCAUCCACAGCAGCGCAGCAGUAUCACAAAAAUCUGUUCGCACCCAGGCUGUGCAAAAGGAGCGAGGGGUUCAUCUGGGCGGUGCAUUGCGCACGGUGGGGGCAGAAGGUGCCAGAAAGGAGGCUGCAGCAAAGGAGCUGAGGGAAAGACCAUCUUCUGUAAAGCCCAUGGAGGGGGGAAGCGGUGUGAACACCUUGGAUGCACCAAAAGUGCGGAAGGCCGGACUGAUUUCUGCAUAGCCCAUGGCGGCGGGCGGCGCUGCAGCCAUGAAGGGUGCAAGAGGGCAGCACGAGGCAAAUCGGGCCUCUGUAUCAAGCACGGUGGUGGGAAGAGGUGCGAAAAGCCAAACUGCACAAAGAGCGCCGAAGGGCGUUCAGGCAUGUGCAUUGCCCACGGUGGCGGGCGCCGCUGCCAGUACGCUGGCUGCGGGAAGGGAGCUCAGGGCAGCACCAGUUUCUGCAAAGCCCACGGUGGCGGCAAGAGAUGCACACGCCCCGACUGUUCCAAGGGCGCAGAGGGAAGCACGGCGUUCUGCAAAGCGCACGGGGGCGGCAAGCGAUGCUCGGCUGACGGGUGCACGAAGAGCGUGCAUGGUGGGACCCAGUUCUGCGUCGCGCAUGGAGGCGGGAAGAGGUGCGUGGUGGAAGGAUGCAGGAAGAGCGCGAGAGGCCGGAGCGACCGCUGCGUCGGGCACGGCGGGGGCAAGCGGUGCCACUCCGCUGGCUGUGGGAAGAGCGCACAGGGAAGCACCGAUUUCUGCAAGUCGCACGGUGGAGGCAGGCGCUGUUGGUGGGGACAUCUCGGGUCGGGUGGCGCUCCUUGCGACCGUCUGGCGAGAGGCAGAAAGGGGCUAUGCGAUCGACACAACCCGCUGGUGGACGACAACAGCGUCCACGGGGGUGUAUCGUUUGGUGGUUUUUCCACCCUUUCUGAGGGAGGCGCCGAAACAAGCUUCUUCAUGCACACGGUGGAGGAUCCUCGCCACGUGGCGCCAUCGGCCCGUGAAGGCCGGGUGCAUGGGGGCAACUUUAUGCCUUUCAUGCUGGAUGGUGGUGUGGGACUCGGCAAGAAGCCAGCCAACAACGCUGACUCUAGUACCUCUGCCCCUCGCAGCUGCAAAAAUAUGGAGAAGCCUGGUGCCUCUGCGCAGCGCAGCUGGCUGUGAUGCCAGAAGUCCGUGGCCCGCCCGCCCUUCCCCAUCUCGGUGUGCUCUGCUCGAUUCAAGUAUCUCCCCUGCCCUCUGGUGUGGUGUGAAACUGAAAUCUAUUAUGCGUGGACUGUCGGUGUGUAGACUGGUUGGUCAGGACAUGUUUGGUAGUGUGGACGUUGUGGUUUGUUUGUGCUUUUUUGCAUCAGUCAAUCAGUCUGGUCGAACAUACCUGGUAGCAAGAGUAGUGUGUGAAUGGCCUGUAAAAGGAACCCAUCAUCAUGAUGUAUGUAUAUAUCUAAAUAAUAAAAGGAGGAAGGCUGCAUCAGUCGGUGUAAUUAAUCGAA
Messenger RNA from Zea mays, 2916 nucleotides. RefSeq lists its product as uncharacterized. The record is from RefSeq and is a predicted model, not a curated record. Lineage: Eukaryota; Viridiplantae; Streptophyta; Magnoliopsida; Poales; Poaceae. The coding region runs from base 761 to 2587 and encodes 608 amino acids. The transcript is spliced from 3 exons.